Molecule: messenger RNA, 1382 nt
Organism: Gadus macrocephalus (Pacific cod)
Lineage: Eukaryota; Metazoa; Chordata; Actinopteri; Gadiformes; Gadidae
Product: crystallin J1C-like
Exons: 10
Source: RefSeq, a predicted model, not a curated record
UAGUCCAACCUGGAUAAGCAGCAACACAUACAGGACUGCUGGGAAUACGUUUGGAAAUCAGCGAAACCCCGUCGAGCCCAUAAUCACAUGACGUGAGCAUAAAGUCACAUGAGAAGGAAGUGUAGCGUAUUUCUCAAGGGAACUUGCGUGCAGGGUUCAAGAUGGCAUUGAGCCUGGCCGACAGGGCUAUUGGAGCCAUCGUUGGAUCCGCGGUGGCAGACUCUGCUGCCCAACCGCUACACUGGGUGUACGACCUGCAGAAGCUGAAGGUCUUGUUGGCCAAGCAGCCUCACCCUGAGUUCAACCCUGAGUCCGUCAACCCCUUCUACCGCAGAGACACCGGGCAGCAGAGUUGCUAUGGAGACCAGGCCUAUGUCUUGCUGGAGUCCCUGGCCGAAUGUGGAGGACUGAAUGUCGAAGACUUGAAGCAACGGACACUGAAGGCCUUCGGGCCCGGCUCAGAGUACGACACGCCGGUCAACGACCCCUACAAAGUCCCUGGAGGACCGAAACCUCAACUGCCGAUCCAGGGCCCUUGGAGACACGCCAGUUUAAAGGGCUUCCUGAAGAACGUGGACGCAGGCAAACAGGAUACAGGCUGUGAGACGGACGGGCAGAUCGACGGCGUGGCUAAGCUGGCACCCAUAGUGGCGUUCUACGCGGGGAAGCCGGACAUGCUGGAGAAGGUGGAGAGCGCCGUGCGUGUCACCCAGAACAACGACGCCUGCGUGGUGGAGACGCUGGCAGCGGCGAGGAUUUUGGAGCAUUUCAUCCUAAAUGGUUCUGAUCCUAAAGCGCUGGACUGUGUGAUGGACCAGCUCAACGACCCCAACAGAGCUCACCCUCAAGAUGGGGACAAUGACAGCUCUGGCCAUAUUGAUGAGGUGAAGGACUUCAUGUCCAAGUCUCCCCAGGAAGUCAUCCCGGCUAAGUUUCCCAACUCCUGAGGUUUGCCGGGUGCGUUCCAAGCAGCGCUACAUGGGGUCCUGACAGCCAAAGGUUAUGAACAGGCGGUCAGAGAAACCAUGAGCUGCGGAGGAUGCACCUGCAGCCGUAGCUCCUUCAUCGGGGCCUGCCUCGGAGCGCAGAUCGGUCUUGAGGGAAUUCCCUCUUCCUGGAGAAGCAAGACUCUUCGCUACGGUUCUCUGCUGGAGCUCGCUAAGAAAAUCGCUGAGCAACACCAAUAGAAGUAUCACUAGUUAUCAGAAUAUGUAACUUGUGAUCUUCGUGAAACUACUAGAACCUAGAAUUGUUAGAGCUUUUGCAGAACAAUUAAUGAUUAUUCCUGUUUAAACUUUUGCAAGGCAGGAGUCGGAUGUAUUUGUUUCUGUGCAAGUGUGACAAGUCAGUGGGUUCAUUUAUGAAAUAAAAUAAAACUGCUA